AUGGAUUAUGCCAAAUCCCUGAGCCUGUGCCUGGCUGCCCCUGUCUCCAAAUGUGUCUCAGCGAGUGCUUCCAUGACCCAGCAGCUUCUGGCCCGCCCAGACCACCGACCCGCUCAGAGUGCCCUGCUGGUCCCGGGUCCCAUCUCGCUGGUGCUGGAGGAGGACGGCACAGCGGUGGAGACGGAGGCUUUCUUUCGGACGCUGGAGGAGGGCACGGUGCUGAUGGCCCUCAGCAAGGGGCAGACCUGGGCUGCCUCCAAGACUCCUGGCUACCAGCUGAGCCUGUCCCGUAAGCCCCCUCGGAGGAUUGACGUCGCCUGCGUCACCUUUGAUCUCUACAAGACCAACCCACGGGACCUGGGAUGCCUUAAUGUCAAAGCCACCCUCUAUGGCACCUACAGCAUGUCCUACGACCUGCAGUGCUACGGGGCCAAGCGGCUUAUGAAGGAAGCCCUGCGGUGGACGCUUUUCACUAUGCAGGCCACUGGCCACGUCCUGCUGGGCACCUCCUGCUACAUGCAGCAGCUCCUGGAUGCCACUGAGGAGCCCAAAGAGGCCAAGGCCACCCCGGCCCUGCAGGACCUCCUGCCCCAGGGCCGUCCCCCUGUGCCCUGCAGGAAGAUGCUGCAGUGA
This is a messenger RNA of Mesitornis unicolor (brown roatelo), 633 nucleotides long. RefSeq names its product cell death-inducing DFFA-like effector c (gene CIDEC). The transcript has 5 exons. The record is from RefSeq and is a predicted model, not a curated record. Gene Ontology annotation, biological process: regulation of apoptotic process; apoptotic process. The coding region runs from base 1 to 633 and encodes 210 amino acids. Lineage: Eukaryota; Metazoa; Chordata; Aves; Mesitornithiformes; Mesitornithidae.